Messenger RNA from Melitaea cinxia (Glanville fritillary), 957 nucleotides. RefSeq lists its product as uncharacterized. The transcript is spliced from 3 exons. The record is from RefSeq and is a predicted model, not a curated record. Lineage: Eukaryota; Metazoa; Arthropoda; Insecta; Lepidoptera; Nymphalidae. The coding region runs from base 234 to 875 and encodes 213 amino acids.
UGGCACGCUGGAAUAUAUUUAGUCGUUGAGAUGUGUUUCCUAUACAGAGACAGCACACAGCAGUCGGUCGUUCAUCGUUGUUGAAACAACUCGUGCCCGUGCUAUAUACGAUAAAUCAUUGACUGAUAUGAGUGAAGUAACGGUUUAUUAGAGGAAAAUAGUAAAAUACGUUCUUAAAGAAUCAAAGUAAUAAUAAUUACAAUACAACAUCAUUGAAUUUGUUGGAUUUCAAGAUGAAGACAUUAGUAUUUCUACUACCAUUAUUAUACCUAGUCAGCGCCCGAAAUCUACAUGACUUAAGCGAGGAUCAAGACGUCGAAGGCACUGAUGAACACGAUUUAUUAAAGAACAUUAAAGACUCGUCAAGUAAUCUAAUGAGACAUCGACGAAAAUCGAGACAAUCAUUUUAUGGAAACUCUCCUUAUUAUUACGAUAAUACGGUACGAGACUACCUUCACAAUCAGGAUGAAAUGCUUAAUCGUAUAGUUAGGUUACUAGAUGAACUUUCCAUUUAUGUAAGAAGGCCUCCAGCACCUCCACCACAGCCACAAAUAAUUUACAUUCCAUACCCAGUGCCCUACCCUGUGCCACAAUACCGAAAAUGUCUUCAAACACCGCCUAAAGUAAAUUUUACUGAUAGAUUACCAGACCUUGAAGAUCCUAACAUGAAUUGGGGUCUAGUGCCUGUUGAGGUGGAAGAUGAUGAUGACGAUAAUGACGGCUCUAGACCGGUUUCAUUCGAUCCAGUUAAAACAGACGAACCGGUGCCGGCUCCGCCGCCAGUUGAACACGGGAGCCAGCAAGCUGGGUGCAAAAAGGCUUCUUGCAAGAGAAUGAGGAUAAAAAGGACUAGAAUACAAUCAAGAUUCACAUAAAAUGUUGUGAAAAGGAAAUUAAAAAAUACUCAAUUUCUCAAAGUUGUUAAAAAUUUAUAAAAUAAACAACUGUCUCAAAUCA